AUGCCUCCACGCAGACGGCCGCAAUUCACACAAGAAAACAUCGACCAAUCUCUCCAACAGAUACACCUUCUAGACCCUUCCUCCUCCACAGAAAAUCUUGAACAACUCGGACCCAUAAUCAAACAAAUACACACCAAUCGACAGCAAGACGCCUACCUCCGCACCCUGCAAUCGCUCAUCGACUCGAAGGAUGCCGAAAUCGAAGGAAUAUGCGGCGACAAUUACCAAGAUUUUAUAUCUUCCGUGUCGACGCUGUUUACGGUCAAGUCGUAUACAGAUAACUUGAGGGACAAGAUCACGACUUUGGAUACGAGCGUCAGUCAGGUUGGAAGGGGUUUGGCCGAGAAGAAGAGAGCGUUGUUGGGCAGUAAGAAGACGGCUGCGAAUCUGGAUGAGGCGAUUGAUAAUAUGCAGGCAUGUUUGAGGGUGUUGGACGUGGUACAUAGGGUGGGCGAAAUGGUCGCUCAGGGGAAGUACUGGAGCGCUCUGAGGUCUUUGGAGGAUAUACAGAGUAUGCCUGCUACCUCGCUGUCCCAGACGCCUCUAUUCCAGCAUAUUCUCUCCUCACUACCAUCUCUGCGCAUCCAAAUCAAAGAUGCAGUCACAGCGUCCAUGAAGCAAUGGCUUCUCGAAAUCCGUAAUAUUAGCGCGCAGGUUGGGAGGUUAGCUCUUGAUGCUAUGGAAUUCCGCACGAAACGGUGGCGAGCACGACGGGAGAAGGAUCCCAUGCUGCGACUGUGCCGGGUGGGGAGCGCAGUCGAGACGGUUACUUAUGAGAAGACGGAAUAUAAUGUUCUUGACAAUGACCAACUGAAGGUCGACUUCAAGCCGUUGUAUCAAAGCAUACAUAUCUACACCACCCUCGAUUCCAUCGACGAACUACACAAGUCGUACCAGGCAGACCGAAAAGGUCAAUCAGAACUUAUCCUUCCCUACCCACUGCAACUCUCCUCCCUCGUCUCCCUUACGGAAGAAGUUACUGGUUUCUUCAUCAUCGAAGCCCAUGUCAUGUCCACCACAGGAACUUUCCGCUCCGCGCGGGAGGUUGAGGAAUUAUGGGAAGCUCUGGUCGGAAGAUUAACGGGUGCGGUGGAGGGAGCGCUGAGAGACCAGACGGAUCCAGAAGCCUUCUUGAGGGUAAAAGAGGAUUUGAUGGCAUUCAUCAUCACAUUAGAGACCUACUCGUACUCGACGCAGUCCUUGCAUUCGUUCGUGCUGAAACUGUUCGAGAAGUACGCGAUGCUCCUAGAGAAACAAUUUAGCAAGCGUUUCAAAGAUAUCAUGAUGCAAGACGACUAUAUCUCUAUGCAAGUAGACGCGGUCACUGAGCGGGACGCAGUCCUCAAAGUGCUCUGGCUUACCAGGCCAGAGUAUGAGGAGAUGGCGAACGCACCGACUCCCCUAGUAUUCCCUUGGUCGCAAAGUUUCUAUCUAUGCUGCCAAGAUAUUCGAAGCUUCGUCCAACGAUUUUAUCAGUUCAUCGAAGGCGUUUCGCAACACCACAGGAACGUAGACGAACUCUUAUCCAAGUCACUCGAUACAAUCCUAUCAGAACACGUCGCGCAAAGCCUCGAGGAGCGGAUGAUGAGCACGUCUACGCUGACUCAAGUAGCUCAGAUCAUCACCAAUCUCGAACACUUCGAGAUCGCCUGCGUAGAGCUCGAGCGAUCCCUGACCAGCCUCCGCUCCGUCCAACGCGGUGGCACCAUCCGCCUCACCGCCGGUCCUUCCUUCAACACCGCCCUCACCAAAUCUCUAACGCGCAUCACCUCCCUCAUCACCUCCAAGCUCGACGAUUUCUUCGAACUGUCAGAGUACGACUGGACGCCUAAUAACCGCGAAGACGCGCCGAGCAUGUAUCUCUACGAGCUGGUGAACUGGUUGACGACGGUAGUGGAUUCGCUGGUGGUGAAGGAGAGGUAUAAGGACGAGGCGUAUAAGGGCGCGGUGGGGUAUAUCGCGCAGUGUUUGAUGGAUUUCUUGACGGAUAGGAAUAUACCGAUGAUGAAUGAGAACGCCAUCUCGAAUAUAUUGGUCGACGUCGAUUUCCUCGAGGAUCAGCUCCGCUCGAACGGCCGCCAACACCUCAACAGCCAUUUCACCGAGCUACGAUCCACGACAUCCAUCGUACUCUCCAACGCCGUCCAAGAAUACCUCAUCCCCGCGAACCGCCAAGCCUCGUACAACACCGUCCGUCCAAAACGGCUACAAGCUCUUCUCGAGAAACUGGCGAAGUACGGCGGGACGAAGAAGGAUAAUCUGUCGAGGGAGCUUGGGGAGAGGAGGAGGAAGGAGGCGGAGGCGGUGGGGAGGUUGUUCCCUGGGGAGUCCCGGUGAUGGGUUUAGGGCGCAGGGUUGAACAUUGAGCUUUGACUGGCAGAUGAUGUCGACCGUUUCCUUGGACUUGGACGGAUGUUCAGUAGAGGUUGAGGAUCUUGGAGGCCUUUGAUGCGGUACUUGAAGGUUUUGGUUCAUACCCUAUCGGGUAUGCCUAUGUACUGUUACUUACGCUUACCUCUGUAUUUGUAUCACGAUACCUUGCCUGUAGUACAA
Messenger RNA from Stereum hirsutum FP-91666 SS1, 2553 nucleotides. Its product is annotated as exocyst complex component sec15 subunit. NCBI's taxonomy places the organism in Eukaryota, Fungi, Basidiomycota, Agaricomycetes, Russulales, Stereaceae. The coding region runs from base 1 to 2337 and encodes 778 amino acids. Gene Ontology annotation, cellular component: exocyst; membrane. The record is from RefSeq and is a predicted model, not a curated record. Gene Ontology annotation, biological process: exocytosis; intracellular protein transport; Golgi to plasma membrane transport. The transcript has 12 exons.